AUGUGCUGGAAAGUUAUCAUCCAUAAUCUUAGAUGCGACGUGCGGCCGCUCAUCUACGAUGGCAUGUAUGGCAAAUACAUCGACUCAUUCCAGACGCCCACACCAUGCAAAUGCGCUGCCAAGCACCAGGCACGCGUCCAAUGCCAGGACCACGGCUGCUGCUUUCUGACGGAGUAUAUAGAGGCGUGCUCUCAUAAAAAUUGUACACAGACCUACGACAUUCAUCGCUACAAACACCUACCACAGCAGCAAAAAGUCUGGAUGAUCAAUCCCAUCUUUUACACACAGCCCGGCGAUGACUGGGAGCCCAUACAAUAUGUGGAUGUAGCCAUCUUCUCGAGAGACUUGCCACCCCAAUAUAUUGACUGGGCAGACGAAUUCAAGGACGAAUUCACCAAUCUCGUCCUAAAGGGCCGUGAGAUCAACAAGAAGCAUGCGGAGCUCACCCAGAUACACGCCGAAAUCGACAGCGAACGGAAGCUACACGCAGCGCAGCACAGUAUCUUGUGCAAAGGCACAGGCGUGAUCUGCCCGCUUAAACAAAAGCUCAAGGCGGCCGAACAGACGGCGGCGAACUUGAGGUCCGAGGGUCUGACGCUGUCGGUAGAGUUUAAGAGGUUGUGGGCUGAUGUGAAUAAUAGGGUGGUGAGGUAUAUGGUCAUGGAGCAGGUUAAUGAGAUUUUAAGGCUGAGAGGAGUAACAUGA
Fusarium vanettenii 77-13-4 is the source of this 705-nucleotide messenger RNA. RefSeq lists its product as uncharacterized. Lineage: Eukaryota; Fungi; Ascomycota; Sordariomycetes; Hypocreales; Nectriaceae. The coding region runs from base 1 to 705 and encodes 234 amino acids. The record is from RefSeq and is a predicted model, not a curated record. The transcript has a single exon.